UCACAAUUGCCCCAUUAAAUAUCAUUAUUCUUAAAAAAAGCGGUCAAAAAGACAGGACUAACCUUGCCGUGCGUUGACGAUGUCGGCAUAUUGGUUAAUAGAGACCCGAAUGAUUCCGCCAGAAACCGUCUGUUUUCGAACUUGUCCUUGUCUCUAUUAAAACUAACCCCAAUUCAAUCGAUAGGGUCACCGUCGCUCUUAUCCGAUUCUCGAUUUAGGAACACAGGAAUUUGAUCGAACCAAGGAUGGAUUUCGUUGAAAAUCUUGAUACCGACAUGUCUCUAGCCAUUCUUUCCUGUCUUGAUGACCCAUCAGAUCUAGUCCGCGCCAGUGCUGUCUCACGCUCCUGGCGAGACUUUGUGAUUAAACACAGUCUCUCGAAGAAGCUGUGCUUGAAGUUGUUCCAUCAGCUAACUAGUGUGGAUCGUAUAAUAGACACAAGCAAUGAUAUGAAGGAAUCGUUUGAAGCCGGGUCAAGCAGGGAUGAUACAAGGGUACUAGAAAGAGAGCACAGGGUUUAUGCCUUAUUGGCUAAAGGAUGCACAUCUUCCCCUAUCAGAAGCUGUAUUGCCGAUGCCAUCAUAGCCUCCAGUACCGAUAAUUUCCCAGCAGAGAGCAUCUUGAACACACUGGACGAAAGAGAUAGAAUUGGUGGCACCCCUUCGUAUUGGUCUAGUACGGGGCACCACAAGACUUCCGUGCCCGAAACACUUCUUUACCAGCUGAAGGGUGAUUUGUGUGUCAUUACUGAACUCAGCGUCCAGCCUUUCCAAGCUUAUUUCCAGCCGGGUACACCGAUAUACUCGUCACAUUAUGUUCGUUUCCGGUUGGGUCACCUCGAUAACAAUGAAGCUGAGACAGCGGGAAAGUUUCCUGUUGAAAACAAAUAUGUAUGGACUUACACUUCACAAGAGUUUCCCAUGGCUCAGGAGAAUCGGUUGCAGAACUUUAAGCUUCCAGAACCGGUUAUUUGCAUUGGUGGGUAUAUGCUAGUCGAGUUUCUUGGUCGGGUUCAGACUCAAGAAAUGGAUGGCUUAUACUACAUAUGCGUGUCGCAUGUGAAAAUGAUGGGAAGAUCACUAGCAAAAUCGUUUCAGGUGGUGGAUCCGGAUGAGUCAGGGAAGUUUGGGUUGAAAGUGUUGAGUUACAGUGAUCCACAAGAAAUGGAUGAGAACGAAGAAGAGGGGCUAAGUCCGUUUAGGCCGAUGAGAAAUCUUGAACAGCUCUUGAAUUUCCUGCACAGGCAUCCUCUUGACGUCGAGUAUGUUUGGCCUGAAUCUGACGAGGAGGAGGAGGAAGCUGAAUCAGACGGUGAGGUUUAGUGUUUGAAUCACACUGUGGGGAUGGGAUGCAUGCUGAAUUGUGUGUCUCUUUUUCUUUCUUUUGAUUUUUAGUUUGUAUUUGCUUCUAUUGUUGAAGAAUCGUAUAGGUGUUUUUCCAUCUUUUGUGAGCGGUUUUUAAAAGCUUCUUUCUUCUCCAGCCUCUUACAAUGUGUUGUGUGGAGAGUUUUCUGAAAUAAUAACGUUACUACUUUUUUAUGUUUCGUUCAAGUUUCACGUCCUUGGCAAUGCAAGCUUGUUUUUAUGA
Molecule: messenger RNA, 1587 nt
Organism: Brassica rapa (field mustard)
Lineage: Eukaryota; Viridiplantae; Streptophyta; Magnoliopsida; Brassicales; Brassicaceae
Product: F-box protein At4g00755
Molecular function (GO): protein binding
Source: RefSeq, a predicted model, not a curated record